This is a messenger RNA of Rangifer tarandus platyrhynchus (Svalbard reindeer), 567 nucleotides long. Lineage: Eukaryota; Metazoa; Chordata; Mammalia; Artiodactyla; Cervidae. The record is from the annotation of a GenBank genome assembly.
AUGAGCGGCGGUGGGACGGAGACCCCUGCGGGUUGCGAGGCCGCCCCAGGCGGCGGAGGCAAGAAGAAGGACUCUCUGGGGUUCGCGGGCUCGCCGGCGCACCUCAUUAUCAAGGAUCUUGGAGAAAUUCAUUCAAGGCUCUUAGAUCACAGACCAGUUAUCCAAGGUGAAACCCGUUAUUUUGUGAAAGAAUUUGAAGAAAAACGUGGUCUUCGAGAAAUGCGAGUUCUUGAAAAUCUGAAGCAUAUGAUCCAGGAGACAAAUGAACAUACUCUUCCGACGUGUAGAGCAACAAUGCAAGACAACUUAAACCAAGUUCUCCAGAGAUUGCAAGCAGCUACUGACUCGGUCUGUAGACUCCAGCAGAGGGAACAGCAGCGAAAAAAGAUUCAUAAUGACCUUUUGAUAGCUCGUGAGAAACAGCACGAGACGCAGUGGGAGGAUUUCAUGAAAGAGCAGCACGGCAAGCAGGCCGACGUGGAUGGGGAGCACAGGAAGGCCCUGGAGAAGCUCAGAGAGCAGUAUGCCGAGAUGGAGAAGGGCCUGGCCAGGUUCUCAACCUUCUGA